Molecule: messenger RNA, 2301 nt
Organism: Hordeum vulgare subsp. vulgare (domesticated barley)
Lineage: Eukaryota; Viridiplantae; Streptophyta; Magnoliopsida; Poales; Poaceae
Product: protein NRT1/ PTR FAMILY 4.5-like
Exons: 7
Coding region: 473-2152 (559 amino acids)
Biological process (GO): transmembrane transport
Cellular component (GO): membrane
Molecular function (GO): transmembrane transporter activity
Source: RefSeq, a predicted model, not a curated record
CUCCGUUAUUCUUCCAAUCCAUGAUCUAUUCCAUCCUAGAUUCAGGCGGAGAUGCCGCGGAGAGAAUUUUGCCCCGGGAGAAUGCAGGAGAUUCUUGUUGCGGUAUGUGGAUAAUGGUUAAGAACACAUGAACUGUAUUCCUCACAAGUCACAACUCACAAGCAAGCACAUUCUUGCAAGUAUUGAUCCACUGGAAUCAGGAAGUCAGCAGUACACCAUAACCUCACAUGGGAGCCCGGUACUUGGAUAUGAAUAAAAAUGAUGUGGACAUGAUGGAUAUACCACAAAGCUCAUUCCCCCCUUGCUUGUGUGCUGGAAAGAGAUAGGUUGUUGUCCGCUAGCUUGGAACUUGGAAGAGGAUUAACUUCAGUACCUAACCAGCAAGUGAUACUGAUUGCAGUUCUUUGACUUCUCUACUCUGGGAUGCUACGGGCAGGCAGACAGGCAGUGAUUAGGAGUAAUAAGAAGCACCAUGGCACUUGUAGGCUUCGUGGAUUGGAGGGGAAACACCAUCAGGAAAGAGGUGCAUGGUGGAGUCAGAGCAGCAUGGUUCUUGUACGUUCUGACUGUGGUAACCAACGUGGUUAUUAUCCCAAACCUGCUGAAUCUUGUUACUUAUCUUCAUGGAUCAAUGCAUAUGGGCGUCUCAGCCUCUGCAACUACAACCACUAAUUUUUUUGGUGCCACAUCCGGGUUUGCAAUGAUAGCAGCUUUCCUCUCCGACUCCUACAUUACUCGCUCUAGAACUAUGCUCCUCUUUGGUCCAUUUAUGUUUCUGGGUUACGGAUUGCUCGCACUGCAAGCCUACCUUCCUUCACUGCGUCCACCAGCUUGCAACAUUGAAGCAGAGUUAAACAGCUGCGAAGUGGUCCAUGGAUGGAAUGCUACCUUAUUGUACACAGCCUUGUAUAUGACUGCAUUUGGUGAUGGUUUUAUCCGUGUUUGCUUGCCAUCCCUCGGAGCAGACCAAUUUGACCAUGAAGAUCCCUCUGAGUCCCGCCAACAGUCCAGCUUCUUUAACUGGUAUACCUUCGGAAUCUCUUUUGGAGGUUUUAUAGGGCUGAUUCUCAUAGUGUGGCUCGAGAACUACAAAGGGUGGGAUAUCGGACUUGGGGUGUGUGCCAUCCUAAUUCUGCUCGGAUUGCUCAUAGUUGCUGCCGGUUUCCCCUUCUACCGCAACCAAGUACCACAAGGAAGUCCUCUAACUCGAAUACUGCAGGUUCUUGUGGUUGCAUUCAGGAACAGGAAACUUGAACUUCCUGAAAAACUGGAGGAAGCGAAGGAAAGCUGCACUGGGACAAGGGCAUGUUCUGUUGAUGCACUCGCUCAAACAAAUAGUCUGAAAUUCCUCGACAAAGCUUGCAUCAACCGUGGCCAAAGUGGAGCCUGGUCAGUUUGCAAUCUGAGAAAGGUGGAGGAGACAAAGAUUAUCCUCCGUGUGCUUCCUCUCUUCAUCAGCUCCAUGAUCGGAUAUAUAUCGAACGUUAUCCUCUUCACAUUCACUGUGCAGCAAGGCACCAUGACGAACACAAGGCUGGGCAAGAUCCAUGUUUCCCCCGCGACACUCUUUAUCAUCCCCAUCAUAUUCCAGAUGCUAAUGCUUGCUAUCUAUGACCAGUUCCUUGUGCCAUUCUUGCGUAGACACACAGGCUAUGUCAGUGGUGUGACUCAUUUGCAACGCAUUGGUAUAGGCUUUGCCACCAUGCUACUUGCGUCAGUCAUUGCAGCAAUUGUUGAGAGGAAGAGAAAGGAAGCUGUGGUGCAGAUGUCCCUCUUCUGGCUUGCACCUCAAUUCUUCCUUCUUGGUGUGGCAGAUGUGACAUCAUUCACCGGGCUCCUUGAGUUCUUCAACAGCGAGGCACCACGCGGCAUGAAGUCUAUUGCCACAGCGUUGUUCUGGUGUGCUCUGGGGCUCGCGUCAUUGAUGGCCACAACGCUGGUGGAAAUUGUAAACAAGGCCACAAGGCAUGGGCACCAAGGAGGCUGGCUCGAGGGUACAAGCUUGAACAACAGCCGUCUUGACCUGUUCUACUGGGUUGUGGCUGUUGUCGGAUUGCUUGGCUUCUGCAACUACCUGUACUGGGCCAAGAAGUAUGUGUACCAGCACAAUCCACACAUCGUCGAGACAUCGGUUGAUCAGGAUUCGCCUUGAAAUAUUGCAUACCUGUUGUUUUUUACUACUUGAGUAAAAUAGGAACAUGUUUAAUUCACCAUGGCAUAGAUCGGUUAAGUUUGCAAAGCAUUGUACAAGCCUGUAACCUGUGUUCUGCUCUCAUGUGCUGUGCUGAUUGGUUGGGUUCA